CUUUCACUUUUGUUUAUCAGGAAAUGAGACACGAGUUGUGUGUGCGCGCGUGUGUGUGCGUGGAGGUGUGCGUGUGUGUAGACAUGAAGCGUUAACGCAGAAGUGCGCGUGCAGCAGACCAGAAGACAGGACGUCUGUCCAGUGGCGAUGUAAAGGAGCUCCGCGACCGAGUUCGGACGUUUCGCUUUCGGCUUUACUCGGUGCUUUCCGGUGGCUCUGUUGACAACCAUGGCCAGUCAAUUAGAUAUUCCUCUCCGUGGGACUUCGUUGAACAUUGUGAGACGAUGCAGCUCUCAUCUGAGCGCCGUCCUCGAAAGCAAGUUUGGCUGCAAGGCCACCGUCCACGGCGUGGAUUUUGAAAGAGAUCCACGUGGGCCGCCAUGGCGGAGUGGGACCGUCCCGGAAAAAAGGUUUACCACUACUCUGCAUGGAGGCGUUGAGCUUUCUGUGUGGAAGGCCGAUCUCGCCGAUUUUGAGGCAGAUGCUGUUGUGAAUGCCGCUAACAAACGUCUUCAGCACGACAGCGGCCUCGCUAAAGCUCUGUCCAUCGCCGGUGGUCCGCAAAUCCAGAGAGAGAGCGCCGAUUACAUUGCGAAGAGGGGUCCCUUGGAAACCGGAGAUGCGCUCGUCCUUGGCGCCGGGUUGCUACGGUGCAAGAAGAUUAUUCAUGCUGUGGGCCCACGGCUGUACGGAAAUUACUCCAAGUAUGAUUUUCCGGAGGCCGAACGGCUGUUGCGGAAGGUCAUCGCGAGCAUUCUUGACAAAGUUAAGGAAAAUCGCCUGCAGUCCGUUGCCAUUCCGGCCAUAAGCUCUGGUCUGUUCAACUUCCCCCUGCCACAGUGUGCAGACGCCAUCGUGUCGAGCGUGAGACAGUACUACGAAUCCGCUUCGUAUCCAGGACAUCUCCCGAAGGAGAUCCUCCUUGUGAACCACGACGAGCGCUCGGUGGCAGAAAUGGAGCGGGCCUGCCGUCAGAUGUCAGCCAGCGGAAAAAGCAGCGGUGGCGCCGAAACCUCAGCGCCUCCUGUCCAGCCUGGAAAAGUCCGCCUGACAGUGAAGAAGGGGAGCAUUGAGGAACAGAAGACAGAUGUCAUUGUAAACACCACGUCAAUGGAUGGACCUCAGAAAAGUGGUCAAAUCUCCAAAGCUAUAUUUGAGAAAGGCGGUACAGAGAUGCAACAAGAGUUCUAUCGUGCUCACGCUCAAAGAAAUAUCAAGAUCACAAAAGGCCACCGUCUGCAUUGUAAAGAGGUGUUUCAUACCGUUUGCGUGGAAAGGGGAAAUGACGCAGCGUGCCAGAUUCUUUUCGACGCUGUACUGAACUGCUUGAAGCUGGCAGCUUUACGCAAGCACAAGUCGAUCUCCUUUCCUGCCAUCGGCACCGGAAACCUCGGGUUCGGUGAAGAUGAAUCUGCCCAGAUCAUGUCACAGGCAGUGGCAGACUUCACCAGGAGUUAUCGGGACGAGAUGGACGUCUAUUUUGUCAUAUUUCAGAAAGACGCCAGCGCAUUUAAGGCUUUUGAUGAACGAAUGAGUUCUGUGAGGCCAUCGGCAUCCGAUCCCGGCUUCACACAAGAUGACGACGAAACUGAGCACAGAGGCGGCGGCGUCGGCGCUCCCACGCCCCAGAUCAGCCUCACCGGCCCCUCUAAUGAAGCGACGCACGAGGCCGAGCGGUGGCUCUCCGGCCUUCUCUUCGGUUCCGGCGGCGCUGUCCGUAUCUGCAACAACUUCGUCCAGCACUUUGGCGAGCGGGAAAAUCUGCAGCUGUCCCAUCUUCUCCAAAUCGGCGUGUCCAUCGAGGAGUUCUUCGAGCGCGGCCGCGCAGGCUUGAUCGUGAGCGGGGCGUCGGUCGAGGACGUCGGUUGUGCUUGCUUGCAGGUGGAGGCCAUGCUAUGCUCCAUCCAGGGCGAGUGUGUCGCGGAGGAAGAGCGCGCCACGCUCACACCGAAGAAUCCGUCCUUUCAAAGGAAGCCGGUUGACCACACGAGCCAAAAGUUCUCGGUGACAUCGUCGGACUUAAAAAAACACGGGCUGCAGAUACUGAAGGUGGACGAAGUGGAGAACUCUACACUGGAGAGGCUCUUCGCCCUCAAGAGAAAGCAGCUGGGCUGCACCGAUCCUGCCCGAAUAAUGCUUCAACGCAUACCUGCACACUUCUGCGAGAUGGUCAGCCGUAUUGGAUUCCGUGCCGAGUACGCGCCGCCCGACGAGCCGGCGUUCGGAGAGGGCAUCUACUUUGCGGGCAAAAUGAAGAAGGCCUUGGACGUGUGGAAGGUGCGGGAGAAGGAGGAGGAGUAUCUGUACUUCGUGGAAGCCGAGGUGCUGACGGGAAGAUCCACCCCUGGUGAGCCAGGUCUGAUUCUGCCCCCCGCUGUGGGAGAAAAUCCACUCGUCACGUACGACAGCGUGAGCGGACCCGACGUCUCCGUCAUAUUUAGCAGUUACCAAGCUCUGCCCAGGUACGUCAUCACCUGUAAGACGCUCUGAGGAGCCGUCGGGGUCUUUCUGGCUUCGGUUGUGCGGGGUGGGAAGUUGGGUUCUUCUGGAAUGGGGACAAUAACUACGAUAUCAGCACAUUCAGUUUAAGUUUUAAUUUCCUAUUUAAAAAAAAAAAAGUUUCUUAUGGGCGAUUAACAUAUUUUACAUCGAAGCACAAUCAGUUCUAUAUCAAAAUUCUACUUAAAAAUGCCUCGAUCACACUGUUAGCGCUGGCUGAGGGUCUUUGUUGAGAGGCACCUCGAGAUGUAUUCACAUAUGAGAACAACAAAUUGUAUCUGUGAUUGUAAACUGAUUUCAUUUAGUUUGGAGUACAUUUAUAUCCCUUCAUGUUACGGGGGAAAGCUUUGGCUCCAACGUUUGUACACUAAUCUAGUUUGGACAGAGCUUCUGGGGCGGAGUGUUUGAUUUCUGAAAUAAAACGUAAAGGAUUUACAAAAUAACAA
Messenger RNA from Pseudoliparis swirei, 2945 nucleotides. It is a transcript of the gene parp9, whose product is annotated as poly(ADP-ribose) polymerase family member 9. Gene Ontology annotation, molecular function: transcription corepressor activity; ubiquitin-like protein ligase binding; NAD+ poly-ADP-ribosyltransferase activity. The coding region runs from base 229 to 2490 and encodes 753 amino acids. Gene Ontology annotation, cellular component: cytoplasm; nucleus. The transcript has 8 exons. The record is from RefSeq and is a predicted model, not a curated record. Lineage: Eukaryota; Metazoa; Chordata; Actinopteri; Perciformes; Liparidae. Gene Ontology annotation, biological process: positive regulation of type II interferon-mediated signaling pathway; negative regulation of gene expression.